GCACCUCUCAACCUUCACUCUUCCACUCUGUACUCUACAGACUUUUACCUCUCUCCACACAGUGAAAACGAAGACCAGCCGCUUUCACGCCAUAGCCUUUUCAGUGCCUCCAGCUUCAAUAUACACACACAUACACAUAGUACUGUGUGUAUAUGUGCACUGUGUGUAUAGACUAUAUAGUACCGUCGGUUUAGAGAUUGUUCCUUUUUGUAAAUGGUGGUUCUUUUGGUUGUGAUUUGAUUUGAUUAUGAUGGAAGUCUUUUUCUUUCUCUCUCCUGUCAGUUCUGCUUAGAGAGAGAGGAGAGAGAGACUGUGGUGAUUGUACAGUGCUAGUGUGAUAAUUAUUGGGAUUUUUCCCUAUCUGUAUAGGGUUGUUUCUGUUCAGGCUUUCUAAAGGAGGUCAGAGUUUCAUGUAGUUUUUGUGAAAGUUGCUUACUCGGAGCAUCUCAUGCUGUUUUUGGAUCACAAUGUGACUCGAGAAUGAGAGAGAAAGUGAUUGAUUUUGCAAAUUGGAAAUGAGAUCAUCAAUCAAUAGAAUAUAAGAUUAAUCAAUCAAUGCCCGCUGGUUUGAGGGAACUAGGGUUUGUUGAUUGAUUUUCGGGGGACUUUUUUGAAUCUGGGGUUUGCGAAUUGAUUGAUUUGAAGAGGAUUGUUGGUGUGUAGUGUUUUUUCGAAGCAGAGCUGAAAUAAUUGAAUCUAGGGUUAUCAUUUGGAUUUUGCUCGAGAGAUGAAUGAUACUACAGGGAAAACGGCGUCGUGUUUGGCCAUUACGGAGAAGAAGCCUCACAGGCCAGGUGGUUGUGUGGGCAUCUUCUUUCAGCUCUUCGAUUGGAACCGGAGAUUCGCCAAGAAGAAGCUCUUCUCCAAGAAACUGCUUCCACCAGCUCGAGCAAAGCAAGCUUCGAAGAAGUUUGGAGGAGAUGAGAAGUUAACCAAGCUUCGUCUGAUUGCUCAUGAAAACAGUGGGGGUUUCCCACAUGUGAAGAAAAACGGGACUCGAAGUGUUGAUGUUGAGCAAAAUCAUGAAAUCCGAUCUCCCAAUUUGGUUGCUAGGCUUAUGGGUUUGGAAUAUAUGCCUGCUGUAGAACAAGAUAAGUCGAACAAAGCUUCAUUUUCUGGAUUUGGCAAUGAUAUGGAGGAGAAAUUCUUGAAUGAUCAUAGUGGGUUUAUUAAGGAAGAUCUGAAUUUUGAGAAGGGAAAUUCGAAGAAUGAAUUGAGGCCUCAGAAGCUUCAGAAGACAGGGUUGUUUGAAAGGCGACCGGUGACUAGAUUUGGGGCUGAGGCAUUGCAGUUAAAGAGUGUUUUGUCGCGGUCUAGAAAGCAUCAUCCUAAACUUGCUUCUCCUGUGAAGAGUCCAAGGAUGGUAUCUGGGAGAAAUGCCCCUAGGAAAUCUCGGUUGUUUGAUGCUGCAGCUAAAAUUUUGGAACCUGGCUUGCAAGCUACAAGUAGGGCAAAAUGUGCUCUUACUUAUUUGAAUACCACACAUCAUGCUCCCGGAAAUGACAUCAUGUUGGAGGAAACAAUAGCUCUAUCACUGGAUCCGUCAAAAGGUUCCAGUCAUUGUGCAAGUGCAGCCAAGUCACUGAAGGGCCAGCAUUCCUGCAAAAAUUGUGGCAAUUUGGUAGAUAUUGUGGACUCUCGACCAAAUGUGGGGGAACAUCCAUCAGUAUUUGCUUCCACUGUCUCAAAUCAUGUCAAUCCUUCUCCGCAAGGGUUAGAAAGGAGUCAGCUGAGACAUCCUGUAUCCUCCCUUGAGCAAGACACAGAGAGAAUUUUUCAGAAAAGUAGGGAGCAAUCUGAAUCUCAUGCUUCACGAGCAAGGAACAAUAUGCAAACUCAUUCUGAACCAAUACCAAAUAGAAAGCCUCUUAAUCAAGAUGGCCGAAGUCAGCGGCAUCUUACAAGCCAACAGUGCAAGCCUCAAAAUGAUGUAUCAUCUUCUAUUGGUUUUAAGCACAAGGCACGAAGGGAAAAUCACAUGCUGCAAGGCAGGGAUAGUGUUCCACAAAGGGCAAAAUGUAGUAAUCUGCACAGCAACAGAGUCUCAUCUGCUGCAAAUGCUGUUAAUGAGACCAAAGAUUUUGUUGCUUUAAACCGAAGUUUAAGUGGUCGUACCCGGACUAGGAUACCUGUCAAUGUGGAUAAUUGCAAGUUCAAUGCAGAUAGAAAAUCUGGUAACAGGCGAGAUGAUCCAUUAUUACCAUUGCAGAAGAGGAGGUCCUUGAAUGUUGGUAGACAAGGUGGAAGUCCUGGUUUCAUCACUUCCACCUUGGGAAAACAAAGAAAUGUUAGUUGUGAUGCAGUGGCUGGUAAAGGGGUGGGACUUCAUUCUCACUCAACGAACUGCACUAGCAUUGAAAGCAGAUUGAGCCGUCUGGGAGAGAGUAAAAAAUUUGGUAGUAAUAAGGACAAUGCUGUUAUUUCAUUCACAUUUAGUGCCCCAAUUAAGCACAAGAACGAAAUCCCCACAGAAAUGGAAGAGAAAAGAAGGGAUCAAAAUGCAGUUGCUUGUAAUAGUACUCCGCCACAAAGUUCAAAAGUGGAUGAUAGAGAUGAAAAGACAUGCUUACAAAGACCAUUUCCGCUGAGGGGAGAUACUUUAGGUGCCAUUCUAGAACAAAAAUUGAAGGAAUUGACUUGCCAACAAGAGGAUGAGUUGUCAUCCAGAGAUACUCUACCAAAGAAAACCACUGCUAUGAUUCUCCAAGAGCUAAUAUCUGCCUUGACUGCAGAGAAGCCGGUUUCUCAGGAUGGUGCGGUUGUUGGAUCUAACCAGAAAGAUGUUUCAUGCUAUGGUGGUCAUAUGUUGAAAUCUAAUAUGACUUUCCAGGCUAAAAUGAAGACAAUGGGGGCUUCAGUCGGGUAUUCACGUGACUAUGAUCAUCUCAGUCCAGGGUCUGUACUUGAAGCUUCCUUUUCAAACGAUAGUUGCUUUUCCAGUAGUCUUGAUGAUAAUUCAGGACAUAAACUCCAUCACGACUCAAUGGAUUGCUCCUAUGAUGAAUCACAACUGUUAGAGCCUGAUGCAGAUCUUUUGGAUUCUGCAACUUCAUUAAGCAAAGGGAGGAGUUGUACAGUUUUUGUGACUGAUCUCACUAACCAUAUUUCUGAAGUAUUAUACAGUCUCAACAUUGCGGAGGCCAGAUUAAGUGGAAGCAAGCUCGUCCAUGCAAAGGAGGUAAUCUUGAGUGCUGAACUGGUAUUUGGAAACAUUGCUCCACAUAAUUCAGAUGGAAUCGAAGAGUUUUCCAUAUGCCGCUUUCUUCUAGAUGAACUGGAAACUCUUGCUGGUUUCUUAUGGACAAAUUCUAGUUGCUUUCUCGGUUUGAAGGAUGCCAAAGAGGGGAAUCUAGUUAAGGGGUUUGUUUUUGAUUGUGUGAUGGAGUAUCUAGACUCAAGAUACGAUCGAUACUCUAAAUCUGGGUUCAGGGCAUGGACAAGAUUGCCAUUAUGCAUGGAUGCUGCAAUGCUGAUUCAUAAGGUUGUCGAGGAGAUCAGAAAGUGGACAGAUUUAGCUGGGUUGAUUCCAGAUGAGCUAAUAGAGAGGGAGAUGAGUCAUUCCUUGGGGAAAUGGACAGAUUUUGAGAUUGAAGAAUUUGAAACCGGUGCCGAAAUCGACGGUGACAUACUCCAGAUAUUGGUUGAUGAAGUUGUGAGAGACCUUUGGGAUUGCAGGUUGAGGGUUCCUCUGGAUUCUUGUACAGCCCCUUGUAAUUCUUAAGCUUCUUCGAGCACCGGUAAUCCACAAGCUACAAUUAAAUCCCUUAUUGUGUUGAUUCAAACAAGAUUAAUCUACUUUUUGUACAAGUUGAUGGAUUUAAAACUCUUUUAAUUCCAUACUGUAUGUUAUUUAUGGAAGCUAUUCUGAGUUUGUGACGAA
Cornus florida is the source of this 3880-nucleotide messenger RNA. RefSeq lists its product as uncharacterized. NCBI's taxonomy places the organism in Eukaryota, Viridiplantae, Streptophyta, Magnoliopsida, Cornales, Cornaceae. The transcript is spliced from 5 exons. The coding region runs from base 728 to 3721 and encodes 997 amino acids. The record is from RefSeq and is a predicted model, not a curated record.